Messenger RNA from Sesamum indicum (sesame), 1916 nucleotides. NCBI's taxonomy places the organism in Eukaryota, Viridiplantae, Streptophyta, Magnoliopsida, Lamiales, Pedaliaceae. The record is from RefSeq and is a predicted model, not a curated record.
UGAUUUGUUUGUGUUAUUUUAUCAGAAAAUGUGUGGAUUUGAUGGGUUGAAUGCUAUAGUUAUUGGUUUAAAUUUAUGUAUAAUUUUUUUGGAGCUCGUGUGUUUGCUCUCCUUGCUCCUUUUCAGUUUUAUUCUCCCGUGAGUCUUGAUCCGUAUGGGUUAGCAUUGUUUUCGGGCUUAUUUUGAGUUCGUUUUCUUGUUUCCCCUUUCAGAUUCUUGGCAUGAAAAGGGUUUUUUGGCGGGAUUGGUUUGCCAUUGGACUUCUUCUGUUGUAAUUGGAUUUGGGGAGAGAUUUUGACUUCCGGGGGAGGAGAAAAAGAAAAGUGAAGAGGGAAAAUAUAGAUUGGCAGAAUUUUGAGGUCUAGAGUCUGUUUGUGUAAUUGGACUGAUGAAAAAUCAAGUUUGGCCAUGGGUUUUAGGAUUGAUUUAUAUAUUUGCAGUUGGAGCUAUAUGGAUUGCUGCUAGUUUUGUGGUACAGUCGGUUGUGGAUGGCGGUGUUUCACCAUUUCUUGUAACAUAUAUUUGCGAUUCAUUAUUUGUCCUGUUAAUACCUUUAGUUGAAAUUGUGCGCUACUUGGAAGAUAAUCAUGGGAGUUGGUUGUUUUGGCGAAAAAGAGAGGAUACUAAUUUGCAAGAAUCGAGAGCAGCUGAGGAGAAGGUUCUUCUUGAAGAUUACGAGGCUGGUGCUCAAGCUGAGGGAUUGAAAUCAGAUGUGAUUGUGCUAAAGAAUGAUAUUGAUCAUCAUAAGGAAGGAGAAGCAAUGUCGGAACAGCAUCGAGUUCCUGAGUAUGUUGGCAGCUGGGGAUUGGAUGCAAAAGGGCGUUGGACACGUCGAAGAACAGCAAAAGUCAGCCUUUUGAUAUGCCCCUUUUGGUUUCUGGCACAACUCGCAUUUAAUCUUUCUCUCAAGUAUACUUCAGUCACUUCAAAUACUAUCCUAAGCAGUUCCUCCAGUCUGUUCACCUUUUUAGUUGCUCUUGUAUUUUUGGGGGAGAAGUUCACUUGGCUCAAGCUGAUUAGCGUUCUGCUUUGCAUGGGAGGAACCAUAAUUGUCAGCCUGGGCGACUCAAAGGCAGGAUCAAAUUUAGUUGCCUCAAAUCCUGUUAGUGGAGAUAUUCUGGCUCUUGCAUCUUCAGCAUUUUAUGCUGUAUAUACCACCCUACUUCGUAUUAAAUUACCGGAUGACGAUGAUGAAGUACAAGGCCGUGUAAGCAUGGCCCAAGUUCUUGGAUUCUUGGGUUUGUUCAACCUCCUGUUGUUUCUUCCUGUUGCCCUCAUAUUAGAGUUUACAAAGCUUGAGAAUUUCCACAUUCUUAGUGGGAGGGACUUAGGUCUCAUUGUCGGUAAAGGUUUACUGGAUAAUGUGCUGAGUGAUUAUUUAUGGGCCAAGGCUGUGCUCCUCACAACGACAACUGUGGCAACAGCAGGCCUUUCAAUUCAGGUACCAUUAGCAGCUAUUGUGGACUCACUGACAGGAAAUGCGCCCCAUCUGUUGGAAUAUAUUGGAGCUGCUGUUGUAAUGGUUGGUUUUACGGUCCUUAAUAUCCCUUCAGGUGUUCUUUCUAGAACUACAGAAGCUAGUCUUGAAUUGGAAACUUCAAAUAAGAAUGCAAAUGAACAUCGAGAUGACCUUUGAUACGCACGAGAUAGUUUCACUUUGGUGGGAUAGAGUAAAAUAGCCGAUAUGUACAUUAGUUUAAUUGUUUCGACAGAAAAACAGAAAUACAUAUAGUUGAUUCUUUGGCGUUGUUCUGUUAGGAGUCGGCAUACUGACCCUUCCCCGUGAGACUUUGCAUUUAGUACCUGAAACAUGAAAUGUAAAGAAGUAUAGAUACUGUUCAAGCCUUUUUUAUGAAUGUAGUUGAAGCAGCUGCUAUUCUUGCCAAGCAACUGAGAUAAUCUUUCUUUUAGUUGUA